AUGCCACCACGAAAAACGCACUACUUCGAUGAAACGGAGCCAGUCCAGAAUCGUGUAUACAAAUCUUUAAAGGUUUGGUCAUUGUAUGCGGAUAUUGAAGAAGCGUUCGGUACAUUGGAAUCGUGUCAGGCAGUUUAUGAGCGAAUAAUCGAUUUGCGAAUCGCCACCCCACAAAUUAUCAUUAAUUAUGCGAAAUUUUUGGAAGAGAACAAUUACUUUGAAAAUGCUUUCAAGACCUAUGAAAAAGGCAUUGCAUUAUUCAAAUGGCCAAUUGUGAACGAAAUAUGGACGGUGUAUCUGGUGAAAUUCUUAAAUCGUUAUGGUGGCAAGAAAUUGGAGCGUGCCCGUGAUCUCUUCGAGCAGUGCCUUGAGAAUUGCCCAUCAAAAUUUGCAAUGAAAUUGUAUCUGCUGUAUGCAAAACUGGAAGAGCAAUAUGGUUUGCCGAGGCAUGCAAUGAACAUCUACAAUCGUGCCACUGCUGCUGUCGAAAGGCAUGAAAUGUACAGCAUGUUUAAUAUUUACAUCAAGAAAGCAAAAAGUAUGUAUGGAUUGACGCAUUCAAGGCCAAUAUACGAGCAUGCUAUCGAAGUGCUUCCGGAGGAUCAAUCCAGAGCAAUGAGCAUCGAAUUUGCUGAAAUGGAAAGGAAACUGGGUGAAAUUGAUCGCGCACGGGCAAUUUAUGCGCACUGCUCUGAAAUAUGCGAUCCACGAGUUCACGGACGCUUCUGGGAGAUAUGGAGAGAAUUCGAAAUCCAGAGCGGUAACGAGGAUACAGUACGUGAGAUGUUACGCAUAAAACGAUCUGUACAGGCGACGUACAACACAAGUGUUAAUGUGAUGAGCGCGCAAAUGUUGUCAGCAGCGGCUGGUACUGCAACAGGAACUAUUAUACCUGAGCCUAGCACAGCGGCGGACAGCAUGGCAAUGCUUGAAGCGCGAGCCCAGAAAAUCGCUGAGGAAGAAACAGGCGUUGUAAAGGCACCCUUGGGUGGUGCAGCAAUCCGAUUUGUUCGAGGAGCAACAACAGCUCAAGCAGUCGAAUCGAGUGUCACGGAAAAUCCGGAAGAAAUUGACAUUGGUGAGGGAAGCGAUGACGAGGAAAAUGAGGAUGUUGUCGAGACGAGAGCAAUACCUGCUGGUGUUUUGGGCUGUCUGGCACAGGAAAGAAACGAAUGA
Messenger RNA from Gongylonema pulchrum, 1176 nucleotides. The record is from the annotation of a GenBank genome assembly. Lineage: Eukaryota; Metazoa; Nematoda; Chromadorea; Rhabditida; Gongylonematidae.